AAACACAAACAAUUUAUAUGGACUUGUGAUUUGGAUGUUCUAUAUGUACGAGCAUGAACAUUGUACUCCUACUAUUACAAUGAUGACACAGGGACUACAUGUAAGUCAUUCAUGAUAAUCACCAUCUAGUGGCCACAGCAAGUACAUGUUGUACAGGGACCUUAUCAUUAGGUAGGUACUGACUGCAACCUCAUAGCUUGUCUGUCAACAGCUAAUAAGAACAAGGAUACAAUUCAUUCUGCACUCAUGGAAUAAGAUUGGAUGACUUCAACAUGGCCAGAGUGUCUUCACAAAUGUUGCCUAUUGCAUUUGUCAUCUUAAUUGUGCUGCUUAACAACUGUCAAUCAUUUACACACCAUCCACCUCGUGAGAUGGUUGUUGAUGAGGGAGAGAAUGUAACACUGACCUGUUGGUCUGACUUUAUCAACAUUACUGAUAUCAGAGACUGUGAAUCCACAAGCACGACAAAGCUCCGUUGGCUGCGGUUUGCAAAGUGCAAUACCACAGCUGAGCGAGUUGUUAAGUGUAACACAGCACAGGGGCCUUUCAGCGGUCGCACGAUUGUUCGAUUUGAUGCAUCAAACCAGCAGUAUAGUCUUACUAUCCACAGAACCAGGCCUGAGGACAGUGGAGCAUAUUUCUGCCGACUCUACUUCUCUUCAGCAGAAGUAACAUUCAGUUCAAAUGCAGCCUCGUUAACGGUAAACCCACGUCCAUCUCAGAAUUCCACAUGUGAAAUACAUCCUACACAACCAAUGGCUGGUGCACCAGCUUCCCUUAACUGCACUUUAUCAAACAAGGAUUCGGCUAACCUCUUGGCUAGGCUUGCAAAUCUACCGGACUGUCUCUGCCAGACGAGAGGCCAGGUACUGCGUGAUACUGCAGACAGGAAGGAGUUCACUUGCGUGGCUGGUCCAGAUGUGAACAGUGGCCCUACUUCAACUGUGGCCCAGGACACUACAUGUACAUUAACCCCCUCCACAAAAUCUCCCUCGACAAAACCAACCAUCUCUAUUGCUCCCUCAUCAGUCACCAUUACUGAAGGUCAAACGGCAGUCUUCAUAUGUCAUUCUGAGGCAAUGACACUAUCGACAGUUGAUGAGUACACUUGGAGUUUGCACAAAGGUGACAGAACAGAAUUGAUGGUUGGUUUGUUGACAAAGGAGGAGCAAGCGGGUCACUUUAAACUUGGAUUGAAAGGACAAAUACUGGAAAUUUUGCAGGUGUCGGCCACUGAUCAUAACAAGUCCAUGAUAGGAUGCACGGCAGUUAUGGGCAGUGUGACUUACAGAAGCAGUCAAAAUGCUUCUUUGACCGUCAUGUCCAGCAACAGAGGGGAUUGUGCAGGCAUUAAUACAUCCAACGGGGAUUCCACUGUGGUUGCAGUGGGAGCCAGUCUGGGUGGGCUCAUCCUUGCGAUACCUGCUUUGGUUGCUGGAAUCGUCCUGCUCUCUAAGAGAAGGAACAGUCAUCUUAGACCAAGGAAUGCCAGACCAAGCGUUCAGGAAUUGCUCCGGAGAGAGCGGGUCACCAUGUCUGUGCCGAUAGCUGAGACAAACGCCACCUAUGAAAACCUUCCACAGAACGAUGCACAUCAACUCCAACCAUCGCCGAGAAGUCAAACGCUCGCCGAAGGGACUGCAGCACCCCAGGGAGACUUGUACGCAAUCCCCAACAGAAGAGGUAAAGACAUCCGCCACUUCACAAUGACACUGCAGACCAACAAAGCCACGGCUGAUCCUGGAUUCGUGAGUCUCCCUCGCAACUUGGAGCCUGUGUCCUCUUCCAGUGCCAAACAACCUGGCACGACCUACGCCUAGCUGAGCAAACCCAUCAGGAAAUAUCCAAAACCUGCCCCAGCAAAGCCCACCUCACACAGCUCUGCCUCAACCAGUGAUACCACAAGCACUACUUACCUUGGACCACAACCGGAGACAAAAGAACUGCAGUAUGCAGACUUGAACUUGGACUGUCCUCCUCAGCAGGAGAUUUCUACGACCGAUGCAAUCUACUCCAAACCCAACAAAACAGGCAAAGGUCACAACGCAGCAGCCUCUAAUCAAGACAUCUAAGUUAACAACCUUUUCUUUUUUUCACUUGGGUUUAAAUGUAACUCAUCUUAAAGUGUCAACAAAUCACAUAUCCUGCUUUGACUUACAUGUAUAACAAGUGUACCAGAAGUUUAGAGUUGGAGGUUGUCCUCUUCCUCUCCGUAAAUGUUAUGAAAGGCAGAAUAAGAUAAAACUGGAAUUUUUUUCUUUCCUUAGUUUACUUCUUCAAGUAUGUAUUUGUGGUAUUUGUAUUGAUGUACGUGUGUCUGAGCUCUACACUGACUUGAUUUCACUAUUACCAACUAUUCAGAAAAUAAAUGGUAAAGGCACACGUUAAAAAAAUCUUUAAAAUUCCAAGUACAUGUAUCAUAUCUUUCUUAUCACAAAACUGGGAUGAACAAAAAGAUUAACAUAAUAAGAGGUGACAUGCUUUGUAAAGAUGCUUUUAAAAAUGUUUCCUAUCCAUUACAUGUACCUCUAGAUGAAAUGAUUCCUUCUUUAUGACCAUUGACUUAGUUCAAAACUAGGUGUAAGAUGCAGUCAUUUGAUGAAUCGAACCCGUUACUGAAAAAGGAAUGACUGACUGAUUGGUUUGUACAUCACAGCCAACAGUCAGAGCACAUAUGUAAGUGAAACGAGAACUCCAACUGAUUUUUAGUUCAGGGUUUGGGAAGUGGUAGUUUCGGUUUCUCAAAAAAGAACAAAAAAGCCACAAUAUAAAGACGUAAGAGAAAAAAAAACCACUCUCACAACAUGAUGGAAUGUGGGAAAACCCUACAACUUACUAUUCAUUAGCAUCUUGUCACUGUACAUCAUGCUACGCAUAAACCAUAUACCAAUUAUACCCUUUUCCCACUACAAACUGCUUAACCUGGAGAUUUGCUCCCUUGAGGUCACAACUGGCAUAAUCCCUGCCAAAGUACCUUACUACAUUUCUAUGUUAAGCUUUUCCAUGAAUCCUAUGAAAAUCUACCCUUACUUUCAUCACAUCUCAGGUAAUAAACCCAGCCUACAGUCAAAUGUACAUUGUUGGCAUUUGGUAUCAUGUAACCUAUAAAAGUUGGCUACAUAAUUGGCUUAUUUCCUGUCAGGAAUGCUGAAAAUGAAGACAUAUUUGUGAUUGUGCUCAUUUAAAGCAAAGUCUAGGCAGCAUAUUCAACAGGAUGUCUUGCAAAUCUUCACACAGGCCUGUGACUAAGUGUUGUGUAGAGUGUAAAAGUUGAACAAUGCACAACACAUUGAUUAAUUUAAAUGUACGCUAGCUAGAUGUACAUUGUAAGUUUGUGAUAACUUUGUGUUUUAAACAUUUACCAAAUCCUGAAUUUUUGAACAAAUAUUACAGAUACACAGGAGUAUUUAUUUGAGUGUUUUGGGACUUGAUUCAAAUUGGAGGUAUUUGUGAUACUGUUGUGUGAAUGAAAACAUUCUGGCAAACACUAAUCAGUGUUUUUCUGUAAACUGCUGUAAAUUUCAAAGUAUGCGCCAUAAAAGUAGAACAGUAGCGGAUAUUGGUAUGUUGGAGAAUUGUACAAAUCUGAGUUUCAAUGGUCUUAGGCUUUGUCGGUUUGUCUCCUCGUCUGUGUAGUAAGCCUUUUGCGAGUUAAUUUGGAUCAAAAUCUGGUACACUGAGUUCUUAAAAUUCACAUGAACAUAA
Acanthaster planci (crown-of-thorns starfish) is the source of this 3705-nucleotide messenger RNA. RefSeq lists its product as uncharacterized. NCBI's taxonomy places the organism in Eukaryota, Metazoa, Echinodermata, Asteroidea, Valvatida, Acanthasteridae. The record is from RefSeq and is a predicted model, not a curated record.